This is a messenger RNA of Cladophialophora bantiana CBS 173.52, 1389 nucleotides long. RefSeq lists its product as uncharacterized. The coding region runs from base 1 to 1389 and encodes 462 amino acids. Gene Ontology annotation, cellular component: mitochondrion; peroxisome. Gene Ontology annotation, molecular function: glutathione peroxidase activity; 2-hydroxychromene-2-carboxylate isomerase activity; glutathione transferase activity. The record is from RefSeq and is a predicted model, not a curated record. NCBI's taxonomy places the organism in Eukaryota, Fungi, Ascomycota, Eurotiomycetes, Chaetothyriales, Herpotrichiellaceae. The transcript has 4 exons. Gene Ontology annotation, biological process: naphthalene catabolic process; glutathione metabolic process.
AUGGGCGCGCUUCGCGUCGAAGUCCUCGCCCGUCGCACCGAGGCUGACCUCGUCUGGACGCCCGUCCUGCUGGGCGCCAUCUAUCGAGAAACCGCUGCGCCUCAGGGCGCCGCUGGUUCGGCGUCCGAUGUCUUCAAUCCGACGAAGAAACGCCUCACGUCGCGGGCGCUGCGCCGGACACUGCAGCGCAACAAUGUCGAGAUCAGCUGGCCUUCUGUCCACCCGAGAAGUCCCGUUCUAGCACUUCGUCUGCUAUACUAUGUGCCAGUCGAGGAACGCCCGGCCCUCAGUCAGGCACUGUAUAGAGCGUACUGGGUUGAAGACCUGGACAUCACCGACAGAUCAGUCCUGUUAGACGUGGCGCGGCGCAGCGGCGUUCCCAGCGCCUCGCGGCUUUCUGAGACUGUUUUUGACGACAAGGACGCUCAAGACGCGCUCCGCAAGGCGACCGCAGAAGUUAUCGCUCGUGGUGCGCCCGGACUACCCUCUUUCUGGGUGGCUGAGGAGAACUGGGUGGAUGCCGAUGGCAAGGCUCGUCAAGGCCGGCUUUACUGGGGACAAGAUCGCAUGCACUUUGUGGAGGCAGCACUUCUCGCGUUGAGACAAGGUGGUGACUACACCCAAGUCCCCCGUCUUGCAAGUUUGCAGCCGCGAUGUCUGCCAGGACCUUCGGUUGGCCAAAAACGCGUCGAGUUCUGGUACGACUUCAGCAGUCCCUGGGCGUUUCUCGGGUGGACACAGCUUGACCGGUUGAAGAGACAAUUCGGCCCGGACGUCGAGAUUGUCAUGAAGCCGAUACUGUUGGGCGCGCUGUUCAAAGCAGUUGGCGCACCUAAUGUCCCCAUGGCAGCUAUAUCGCAAGCAAAAAGGAAUUACAUGCGUCAAGAUCUGGGUGACUGGAUCCGCCAUUGGAAUAGUAUAAACCAGCAACGAGGGUCGCAUGAUAAGCCGAUCGAAUUCCGCUGGCCCAGCCAGUUUCCGAUCCGAACGCCCACAGCCUUGCGCUGCGCGAUCGUGGAUCCGAAUCUGGUCCCGCUGCUGUUCCGAGCGUGCUGGGAGCGCGACGUCAACGUUUCCGACGAUAGAGUCUUGGCCGAAUACCUCACCACGGCAGGCUGCGAUGCCACAGGCCUGCUCAAAAAGGCUUCCUCUCCACAAGUCAAGGACACUUUGCGAACUAAUACGCAAGGAGCUUUCGAUAUAGGUGUCUGCGGUGUACCUUCAUAUCGUGUGUUUGACAAGACGGACGAAGGCUGGGUGAUCAGUGGGCUCGAAGGCGGUGUUGUUUGGGGUCAAGACGAGCUUGUCGUGGUGGAAGACCUUGUUGCGGGUUGGAAGCAGAAGGAGGGUCCGGUCGCAGGCUAUGACAGUCCAGCGUCUCGGUUAUAG